This is a messenger RNA of Aspergillus heteromorphus CBS 117.55, 688 nucleotides long. RefSeq names its product coiled-coil-helix-coiled-coil-helix domain-containing protein. Bases 79 to 561 code for a protein of 160 amino acids. Gene Ontology annotation, biological process: mitochondrial electron transport, NADH to ubiquinone. The transcript is spliced from 4 exons. Lineage: Eukaryota; Fungi; Ascomycota; Eurotiomycetes; Eurotiales; Aspergillaceae. The record is from RefSeq and is a predicted model, not a curated record.
GUCUCCGGCCAUCCCAUCCAACCCACCCCGACCCUCCUCGUCCAUUGAUCCCCCCCUGUCUCACCACCAACCGCCACCAUGUCCCGUCGCGAGCCCCAAUUCAGCCAGCAGACGCUGAUCGACACGACGCCGAUGCCGGCCGAGAUCCCCAAGGUGCAGGAGAUCGGGGCCACGUCGGCGCCGCUGACCAGCGCGGCGUACUUCAUUGGGGACCGGUGCCAGGCGUACAACGAUGACUUUAUGAAGUGUAAGGCGGAGAGCAACGGGCGCGGCGAGCUGGAGUGUUUGAAGGAGGGUAGGAAAGUGACCCGUUGUGCGGCGAGUGUUAUCAAGGACAUCAACACCCACUGCCUGACCCAGUUCACCGCGCACUGGGAGUGUCUGGAGAACUGGAACCACCGUCUGUGGGAGUGUCGCAAGGCCGAGAGUGACCUGAACGCUUGUGUUUUCGACAAGUUGGGCCUUAAAAAAACCAUCCCCGGCGCCGUCGAGCCCCCCAGGCCCACCACCAGAAUCCCGCAGUACCCGAUCUACGCGGCCAACACCCCCAACCUGCGCUAGAAGAACCUGUUUGGUUGGCCGUGCGCUGCGCUGCGCUGCGAGGCGAGGCGAGGCGAGACGAGUGGGGUUUUUUGUUUCUGUCUGUCUAUCUGGCUGGCUGGUCUUGGUUGUGUAUGCUGGUGUUUGC